Molecule: messenger RNA, 2433 nt
Organism: Folsomia candida
Lineage: Eukaryota; Metazoa; Arthropoda; Collembola; Entomobryomorpha; Isotomidae
Exons: 7
Coding region: 626-1342 (238 amino acids)
Molecular function (GO): nucleic acid binding
Source: RefSeq, a predicted model, not a curated record
UCACCACCCCGAUAUACCAAACAAUGACCUACCUGGGGGAGUCCUCCAUGGCGUAGAUCCUCCCGUGCACUUGGUCCGGCGAAUCCAUCUUCGCCUGAUGGCUCGGCUUGUCGUUGCUGGGACGGGUGUGGCAGGGGGUGUCACCAGGCACGCAGUUGGGGGUGUGAGUGGACGAGGCUCACAGGGCGAAAAGCCUGGGACACACUUCACUUGCCCUGGCACACCCUCGACCCAGAUGGAAGAGAGAGAAUCCAGUUGCAGAGCGAGAGAGAGACACGUCGUGCACGGUUGGAAGCCAAAGAGGAUCCUUGUCGGUUUAGUUAAUAAAUAAUAAGCAGACGAAACCUGGGUGGACCCCCACGCCAGAACUGGCAAAGCAUGGGUGCCAAGAACAUUCAGAAGCUGGCAGGAAAGAAAACUAUAUACAUUUAAGCAAAAUAAAUUAGGUAGAGGACCUCGGCUAAUCGUGCUUAACGCGGAAAACGUAGAUGGCCCUACCUAUCUCGCCUGGUUUCGCAAAUUGUUAACAUCAUUGGAAGGGAAAGGAAGUUUCCUGAUUAUUGUGGACAAUGCACCAUAUCACGGAUCUGCCGAGGUACCAGUCUCCAGGGACAAGAAGGGGGUCAUGUACACCUGGCUAACGAAUCAUUGGGAUCCAAGCCGCGGCCCCAUAAAACCAGAGAAGCAAUAUCUAAAAUGGGAACUUUGGGACAUUAUUAAGUCGAUGAAGGUUGGAAACAAAUACUACGUUAUUGAUAAGCUGGCAAAGGAAGCUGGUCACGAAAUACUUCGAUUACCCCCGUAUAAUUGCGACCUCUCGGCAAUAGAAUAUGUUUGGAAGGAUACAAAGGAUUAUAUCCGGAAAAAUAAUCUUGAUCAAAACCUUUCCACAGUGCAAAGGACGGCAGAAGAAUUUAUGAGAAAUUAUAAUACCAGUUAUUGGAUUGCACAUGUCAACCAUGUGAAAAGGUUAGGGGAAGAAUACUGGACAAAUGAUCGAUUUUAUGAAGACUUAAUUGACUCCCUUCCAACGGAAAGAUUAAUUAUCAACCCGGGCCAAAUCGAUGACGAAGACGACGAAGACUUCGAAUAUGACGAAGUUUUUCCCGAUCUUGAAGAGUCAAUGACAAUUCAAAGUAUGGUGCAUGAUUAUGAGAACAUGAGACUUUCCACUAUGUAUGGCUAUACGGAUGAGGAUGAAUUGGAAAUCGAGACAGCAGUGGAAACACCACUAGAGGACCCAUCCAGUCGUCGCCAAUUAUUUGUCCAUUCCACUGACGAUGAUGAAACAUCAACUAUUCCACAUGUGAGAAGCCCACAUAACGAACUCAGGAUAGAAUAGAGUUUAUUUCAUUUUGAUUUUUUUGUAAUAAUUUAUUAUAAUGUUAGUUAAAUACAUUUGAAAUUAAAUAAUACAUUAUACAUACUGUGUUUACACUAUAAAUAAUUAGUUUUUGAAAAUUCACUUCACACCCCCCUGAAGUGUUAAUGUUUUUAAAUAAACUGCAGCAAGGCCACGUACCCAAGCAACGCAAAAUUCUGAGAAUGCGAUACAAAACAAAGAAAUUUUGAAAUCUGAAUUAUUAAAAAAAAUAAUGAAACAAUUAAGGUUCCCUCAUUUCAUUUAUAUCGAGCCACUCUGGAGAAUCAUGCAUCAUACAUGUUUUAAAUUUUUGCUCUCAUCAGGUCUACAUACUCGCCUAUUUGCAUCAUUCCCAGAUUCAACUCCAAAUAAAAUUAAAUUUCGAAUUUAGAUCCAUAAUCCAGUGUUCCCGCCAUUUUUCGACAUGGUGUCGACAAACCUGCGACAGCACGGGAACACUAAAUUUAAAUGUAUUUCAUGUAUAUAUUAAAUUUUUGUAAAAAUCUCAGUUUGCCUCAUUUCGACGGAAUUACUUUGGCGUCGUAACACGACGAAAUGAUGGCGAUUUUUGAAAUCCCCGCCCAAAACUACGUCUAAAACUGUGGAAACAAAAAAUUAGACAGGUUUAUCUCAUCACCGUGGCGCCAUGACCAUAUGAUCUACAAUGUCCAGCUUCGAACUCGGCCGUGCUUGAAAAAUUAGAAACAGGUUGGCGAAAACCGCAUGUCGAAAUUCGAUUUCGUUCUAAAGUUGCCAUAAAGGUAUAUAAUGAAAGCAGGUUUUGCCGAACUCUGCUGACGUCACAUCAUCCAUGCGCCGUAUAACUACCAAUCCCGUACAACACAUGCCUUCUGCAUGUGUUGUACGUAUAAGACUCUGCGACGUUAAAACACGGUAAAACUCCAUGUCUUUUGCAGGUACGAUGUUAUCAAAUUACGAUAACAAUCUAAUUCUCAGUAUUUCUUCAUGAGAAAUAUGUAGUAAAUAAUUUUUCAAUAAUAUUAAACUAAUGUUUCUGACCACGGUCAAGAGACCAAUUAUAUACACAUUGUUUUGGAUGGACCCCACCC